Messenger RNA from Pyrus x bretschneideri (Chinese white pear), 1922 nucleotides. Its product is annotated as putative kinase-like protein TMKL1. Bases 575 to 1669 code for a protein of 364 amino acids. NCBI's taxonomy places the organism in Eukaryota, Viridiplantae, Streptophyta, Magnoliopsida, Rosales, Rosaceae. The record is from RefSeq and is a predicted model, not a curated record. The transcript is spliced from 2 exons. Gene Ontology annotation, biological process: protein phosphorylation. Gene Ontology annotation, molecular function: ATP binding; protein kinase activity.
UUCUACGAAGGUAAUCACUUUUUGUCUCCAACUUCCAAAUCUCACUAUUCCUUCCUUCCAUUGGCAUAUCAGUCAGAAAAAAGAGAUAAGGUCCAUGCACAAAUGACAUGAGGAAUAUUGGUUUGGUGGCCAAAGUGAUCUUUCACACACUCAAAGCACAAAUACAACACUCAAAACAGAUGCAACAUCACAUGCCUUAGAUCCGUCUUCCAAGUUUUCUGCCAUACAGCUCAUCUUCUCAUCUCUCCCCUUCUCCAACACCAUCACCUCUCUCUCUCUCUCUCUCUCUCUCUCUCUCUAAAUUCUCUAAAUUCUGUUUUCCCAGUAAAUAAAAAGAUUAUUUCCCCCCUCAUAAUUCCCGAAAGUCUUGGAUUCCACACACUCUCAACUAAAAAGGCAAUCCCAUCUCAACUUCCUUGUCUUCUACUCCUACUUGCAUUCAAGUCUUUCUCCAUGAAAACUAUCCACACCUGCAAUAUGUUCAUGACUUUCUCAACUCACCACAUCAAAGCCAGAUCUCUCAGUUGGGGUUUCCUCCAAUAUUUCACAUGAAGAAAUUGCAUUUUUUGACACAAUGAACAGAACCCAGAUACUAACUUUGAUUGUUGCACUGACUUCAUCGACAACUUUGGUGUUUUUCCUGCUUUUCAUCUACUUUUGCUGCAAGAAAACUGGAAAAGGUGAGCAAAAAGAUGUGGAAAAAACAGAGCAGAAGCAAGAGGAAGUUGUGGAGGCAGAGGAGGAGCUGGUGACUUUUCAGGAUGGGGAGGACCUCACAGUCUGUGACAUUCUCGAUGCUCCGGGGGAAGUGAUCGGAAAAUCGAACUAUGGCACGCUGUAUAAGGCUUUGUUGCAGAGCAGCAACUCAGUAAAGUUGCUGAGGUUUAUGAGGCCUGUUUGCACUGCAAAAGUUGAAGAUUUUGGUGAAGUUGUUCGGCAUUUGGGGUCCGUAAGGCAUCAUAAUUUGGUGCCUCUUUUGGGAUUUUAUGCAGGGCCGAGAGGUGAGAAGCUUCUGAUUCAUCCGUUUUAUUGGCGCGGCAAUCUGGCUCAAUUUGUGAGAGAAAGCAACCCUGACUCUCACAGAUGGCCCAUAAUCUAUAGGAUCUCAAUUGGUAUAGCCAAAGGCUUGGAUCACCUUCACACUGGCUUCGAAAAGCCAAUAAUUCACGGCAAUCUCAAGUCGAAAAACAUACUCUUGGACCGCCAUUAUCGCCCUUUCAUCUCGGAUUUCAGCUUGCAUCUUCUGUUGAAUCCAACUGCUGGCCAGGAAAUGCUUGAAGUCUCAGCAUCCGAAGGCUACAAAGCACCUGAGCUGAUAAAAAUGCGGGAUGCGAAUGAAGAGACUGAUAUAUACAGUCUUGGGGUUGUACUGCUUGAAUUGCUCACAGGGAAGGAACCAAUUAAUCAAAAUCCAACUACACCCGACGAGGAUUUUAGUUUGCCAAAUUUCAUGAGAAAUGCAGUGCUUGGACAUAAAAUCCAUGACUUAUUCCAUCCAGAUUUGCUUCUCAAUAGCGGCGUCGGCGUCGGCGACGGUGAAAUCCCGGUCACUAGAGAACAGAUUCUCAAAUUCUUUCAGCUUGCUAUGGCAUGUUGUGCUCCUUCUCCAACGCUUAGACCAAACACCAAGAAAGUUCUGUGGAAGCUUGAAGAUAUCGGAAGAAACUGAACACUAUGAGCAUUGUUUGGGUAGGAUAAGUAGCAACUACACCUAGGAUGGCACUAUUACGUUAUUUCGAGCCAAUAACGCACUGUCGUGUAAAACAAUUGAACUCAUGGAAGUGCUUGGUUGACGUUGACUUGAGUUAUCGUCACAUUAACAUUUCGGGUGUAAUUAAGUUUCCCCUGAUUUCAAGAUAUCUGUAUUUUGUAAAAUUUGCGUGAUUGAUGGCCAUGCCAACAACAAUGACCAUAUUGACAUA